This is a messenger RNA of Orbicella faveolata, 2532 nucleotides long. Its product is annotated as TGF-beta receptor type-1-like. Gene Ontology annotation, cellular component: plasma membrane; signaling receptor complex. Gene Ontology annotation, molecular function: ATP binding; transmembrane receptor protein serine/threonine kinase activity. Lineage: Eukaryota; Metazoa; Cnidaria; Anthozoa; Scleractinia; Merulinidae. The record is from RefSeq and is a predicted model, not a curated record. Gene Ontology annotation, biological process: cellular response to growth factor stimulus; cell surface receptor protein serine/threonine kinase signaling pathway; protein phosphorylation.
CACUUUCGCUCUUUGUCUUUGCGCUGGUCACGUGAUCACCCUGUCUGGAGUCGGCGUCUGUCGUGCGAUCUUUUUGCGUGUCUGAAUUCGCUCGAAGAUGAACAGAAUAGUCUUGAUGUUCAUAUUUCUUACUCUUGUGACUGUCUUGGGUAUUGCUGAAAGCAAGCGGGAAUUGGUGUGUAGAUGUGACACCUUACGCUGUGAGAGUAUGAACUACACAUGCAUCACUGAUGGAGCCUGUGUGGUAUAUAUUGAUCGAUAUGGUACUGGUGAGAUUCAAGUCAGGGGUUGCACCACUGAGGACCCUGCACCUAGAAUGAUUUGUGAUAGCCAUGAUGGAAAGCCUGAUGACAGGCGUGACUCCUAUGACUACCAUGCACACUGUUGUUACAAGAACAUGUGCAAUGAUGUAACCAAAAUAAAUCUCACUUUACCAACUGUGAAUCCAUCUACAUCUGGGACAGACAAAGAUUCUAAUGAUCAAGGUGGUGGCGAACUGAGCACAAUAGGUGUAGCAGCAGCUAUUGCUGGUCCAAUGUGUUUUAUUUGUGGCCUGAUCAUGUUGUUCAUUUGUUGGCACCAAAAGAGACAACUAAAAAAACAAGAGCAUUUUAAUGAGGCUGAAGCAGCACUGAAACCAUUGGAAGUGGAUGAAGCAGUAAUCCCAUCUGGACAAACCCUGAAGGAGUUAAUGGAUAUGUCAACGGGGAGUGGCUCUGGACUACCUUUGCUGGUCCAGCGUACUAUUGCAAGACAAAUUCAUUUGGUAGGGCUUAUUGGUAAAGGCCGUUUUGGGGAAGUUUACAAAGGGGUAUGGAGAGGACAGAGUGUUGCAGUAAAGAUCUUUUCAUCCCGUGAUGAGUGUUCAUGGUUUCGUGAAGCAGAGAUUUAUCAGACAACCAUGUUACGUCAUGAAAAUCUUUUAGGGUUUGUUGCAGCAGACAAUAAAGAUAAUGGUGCUUGGACACAGCUGUGGUUGGUAACAGAUUACUUGGAAAAGGGAUCUUUGUAUGAUUACCUUCAGCUUGUUACCCUGGAUGUUCAUUCCAUGCUUAAGUUGGCUGUGUCAAUUGCUAGUGGACUUGCUCACCUACACAUUGAGAUUGUUGGCACACAGGGCAAACCUGCAAUUGCACAUCGUGACUUAAAAAGCAAAAAUAUUCUGGUUAAAAGAAAUGGAACAUGUUGCAUAGGUGAUUUGGGUCUUGCUGUUCGCCAUAAUUCUGUGAGUGACACGGUUGAUGUUCCCCAUGGCAACAGAGUUGGUACCAAGCGUUACAUGCCCCCUGAGUUUCUUGAAGACAAUGUGCAUGUGCGCCAUUUUGAUGCAUACAAGCGGGGUGACGUCUAUGCUUUUGGACUUGUGUUAUGGGAGGUAGCAAGAAAAUGUGUGUCAGGAGGAAUAUGCGAGGAGUAUCAGUUGCCCUACUAUGAUCGAGUGCCCUGUGACCCUAGCAUUGAAGAGAUGAGGAAAGUGGUGUGUGUCGAAAAGUACCGACCUUCCAUUCCCAACAGAUGGGUACAAGCUGAGGCUUUGCAGUCUGUGUCCAAAAUAAUGAAAGAAUGCUGGUAUGCCAACAGUGCUGCAAGGCUUACAGCUUUGCGUGUUAAGAAGACUCUGACAGCAAUCUGUCAGUUACAUGAUGUGGAUAUCAUGGUGUAGACGGGUGUUCCAUUGUCCAGGAUUGGCCAUCAGUUAAGCAAAAUACAGGAAUGGUGUGCUUCUGGCCAGUUUUGCAGGUAGUGCAUGGUAGACAACAGAACGUUCACGAAAGGGCUCUACCAUAUCAUCCACACAGGCGCCAAUGCUGUUCUUGAAAUAAAUAGUUACUGAAGAAGAAUAACCAUGAUAAAAAGAACUGUACAUUCCUUCUGCCUUCACUUAGCACACUGCAAAAGUUUUUUGACACUUGCUAGCAUUCUCUAUUUUCCAAUUGCCCAUAAUCCACUCUGUUUGGCCCCCAAGUUUUGCAUAAACUAUUGUUGUGAUAUGCUCUUGGGAGGUCUGCAUAUUCCCAAGAGCAUUUCACAACAAAUGCAGAGUGAAUUAUGGGCAAUUGGAAAAUACAGAAUGCAAGAACCGCUCUCAGUUAUACUUUGUUACUCGUGUAAAGGACUAAGAGCUGAUUAUUUACAUACAAUCUCAACAGAGUUGAACAAAGCCAGACGGGUUUUACUGUGACGCUUAUUACACUUCUGGUAAAUGCAGUAAUAGACUUUUUUAGCUUAUGCAGUUUGUUGCCACACUUUAGACCAUGUGAUGAUUCUCUUGAGAAUGUUUGCUUUCAAACUUUCAAAUAGCCUCGUGCAUGUGAAUGAGUAACUUUUAGACGGAUAAAAGUACAAUACUCCAGAGAAUACCACAUGGUUUGUAAUAGGAAAAUAAAAGGUCUUUUGGCUUAUCCAGUAAUAUUUUUGUGCUGGCAAACAGGUGCAAGUUAAGUUUUUAGACUUAAACCAUGGAUGAAAUGGUUGCGUGCAUAGCCAAAAUCGUCCAUUGAUUUGACAUCACUAAGUAUGGGUUGUUGACCA